Messenger RNA from Oreochromis aureus, 5799 nucleotides. RefSeq names its product interferon-induced very large GTPase 1-like. The transcript has 4 exons. Bases 197 to 3913 code for a protein of 1238 amino acids. Lineage: Eukaryota; Metazoa; Chordata; Actinopteri; Cichliformes; Cichlidae. Gene Ontology annotation, molecular function: GTP binding. The record is from RefSeq and is a predicted model, not a curated record.
CUAAAAUCCCUCUCGCAGGUGGAAAAAGUUUGUGAGAGGUAAAGGUAGCAUCUGAUGUUACUGAUCUUACUAAAUAUAAAGAGUAGAGUCUGGUAGGAUUUAUAAGACAGCUGCAUCUAAACCAAACAGAGCUUAGAAGAAAUCAAAACUAAACCAGGAGCUCAGAAAACAAGAGACAGGCAUCUCAGAUGAGAACAUGAGUGGAAACACAGAGAAGCCAGAGAAGGAAGAAGACAGCCAGAACAAGUCAUGUCAAAUAGAAACCGAGACACUGCUGGACAGACUUCAUCUUCAAGGCAAAAUUCAACAAAAGUUGUCACCAGCAGAUUUUCUUCAAAUAGGUCCACCUGUGAAAUGGUACCACGUAGAAUCUGAGAAAGAUCUAGCUCACACUUUCCUCCAUAGGCUGAUAAUGUUGGACUACAGGGCCAGAUAUAUUUCUGUAAGAUCAAGCUGUCAGAUCAAGGAGUCGUUCAAAGCCUCCUCCAGUGACUGGGAUGUUUUUGUGAGCAGCAGUGUGGAAACUCAUAAGAAAGAGCAGACUUCUGUGCAUCCAAUGGACGUUCAGAUGGCAGUAUUUCACUGCUCAGACAGCUUCCUGAAACAGAUGAUGGUUACAAAGCUCUCUCAGUGUCAGUAUGCCUUACCUUUACUUGUUCCUGACCCAGUCACAAAGGAGAUUCAGUUUCCUCUGUGGACUUUCAGAGAAAUAACAAAAACCUGGAAGGUAACUCAAAUCAAAGAUGACUCAACGAUUGUCACCAUGAAGAGUGUUCCAGUCUACAAAGCUGAAACACCCUUGGUGUCAUUUUUCCGUCUGGGUUCUUUGUCAGUGUCUAAAUCUCAGCUGAUGAAGACUUUGAUCAAUGACGGUCACGACACCUUCUUCCACAGAAACUGCCCAGGAAGCACCAAGUCUCGCUAUCUGAUGGACGGUGUGGCAGAGAUUGCCUGGUACUGCCCUGCUGGAAAACCCAAUGAUGCCUUCAAUGACUGCAUUGCCUUUUGUAAUCUCCAUGGUGAUGCUCUGUUGAUUGAAAAACAGCGUGACAUACUGAUUGAAAAAUCCUCCAUCAAUAUUUUUGUAUUGGCAUCUCUGCAAAGCAAUGAAGAAAGUCGAUCAUUUAUAUCAUCUCUUUUUAAGUCUCAUAAGCCUCUCAUUUGUUUAACUGUUGAUGGCAGCUGUGAUGCUGUUAAGACAAAAAAGGGAAAGUACAUAAUGGGCCUCAAAGACAAAAGCCAGCCAGAUGUAUCUGAACAGCUGAAAAAGAUCAUUAGAGAAGUUUUGUCUUCUCUCAAUGGUCCCAUCUUGAAACCAUCCUUCCAGCUUGAAACCAUGGCUGAGCUCUCUGGAAUCAGAGUGGAUGAAACUGACCCAGCCUGUCAAAGAGGGAAAUUUGCUGCUAUGGAAAUAAUAAAUCUGCUUACAAAGGAUAACAUGGAUGUCUCCAAGAUCAAAGAUGAAUUUCUCCCAUGUCAAGGCCAACUGUGGCAUCAGUGGAGCAAAAUACACAAAGAACUGUUUCAUCUCAGAGGAAACAUUGAAAAGGAGAAAAGUCAAAAGCAACAAGAACUGAUGAACAUACGUCAGAAACAAUGUGCUGUUUCCUGCAGUAAACUGAUGGAGUUGUUCACUGGAAGUCUCUCAUCAUUGCCACAAACAGACAGAGAGUAUUUCCUAAAAUGGACUCAGAUCUUCAUAGAUGCCCUCUGCACUGAUGAUCUUUCUUCAAUUCUCCAAAGUUAUGAUAAAAAGUGGUCUGAGGUCUUGGCUUUGAAGAACAAAUGGGACAAAUCAGAUCUGUUAUUAAGAAAACAAACUGAACUUGAAGACAUAUCAAAAAAACUUCAGUCUGCAACUUUUGGUUUGGAGCACAUCUUCAGAGAAAUGGGACAGAUCUAUGAAGCCCAUAAAACAACACACAGAGAGAGCAGACACACUGACUGGUCUGAAUACCCUGAGCUGGCUGCACAGCUGAUGAUAUCAGGACACCCGAUGGAGCUGAUGGAUGGUGAUGCAGGUCAUGUGCCUUUAACAUGGAUCUCCAGUCUUUUAGAAGAAGUCAUCAAGAAACUGGGGGACCAGAGAGUUUUUGUGUUGUCAGUUUUGGGCCUACAAAGCAGUGGAAAAUCAACAAUGCUGAACACCAUGUUUGGGCUGCAGUUUGCAGUGAGUGCUGGCAGGUGCACCAAAGGUGCCUUCAUGCAGCUGCUCAAAGUAUCAGAGGAGAUGAAGAAAGACUUGAAGUUUGACUAUGUUCUAGUGGUGGACACUGGAGGACUGCGUGCUCUUGAGGUAGAAGGUAACAACACUCUUCAUCAUGACAAUGAACUGGCAACACUUGUUGUUGGUCUGGGGAACCUGACACUGAUCAACAUCUUUGGAGAGAAUCCAUCUGAGAUGCUGGACAUUCUGCAGAUUGUUGUUCAGGCUUUCAUGAGGAUGAAGAAAGGUAAACUUUCUCCCAGUUGUUUGUUUGUUCACCAGAAUGUCACAGAUGUUGCAGCAGCAGAGAAAAACAUGGAUGGAAAGAGACGCCUGCAGGAAAAACUGGACCAGAUGGCCAAACUAGCAGCUGAAGAGGAAGUUUGUAAUGCAGAGUGCUUCAGUGAUGUCAUUGAAUUUGAUGUUCAGAAAGAUGUGAAAUACUGUGCCCAGCUGUGGGAGGGCAGUCCACCCAUGGCUCCUCCAAAUCCAGGUUACAGUGAGAGCAUCCAGGAAGUGAAGAACACCAUCCUCUCUAAAGCUUCAAAGUCUGCUGGGAUCACUCUCUCACAGCUCAAAACAAACAUCCAGGACCUGUGGACUGCACUGCUGAAUGAAAGUUUUGUUUUCAGUUUUAAAAACACACUUGAAAUUGCAGUGUACAGAAAACUGGAAGUCCAGUAUGGGAACUGGACCUGGAGCCUGAGGAGCAUCAUGUUGAGCAUUGAAAACCAACUUCAUAACAGAAUUGAAAACGGAAAACUUGAUGAGGUUGAGUCUAGUUAUCUUAUUGAAGAAACAAGACCAAAAUAUGCAGAGGUCACAGAAGCAAUGACAAAAUACUUUGAGGAUGAGACGGAGAAAGAGAUCUUAGCUCAGUGGAGAGGACGAUUUGAAAUCAAAAUUAAAGAAUUUCAUAAUGAACAAGUGAACAGAGUAAAAAGAAAAUUGGAUGGCGUUAUCCAGCAGAAGAAAGGUCGUAAAAUGAUGGAUGAUAAGAAAUCAGAGUUUGAGAACAAACUUCUACAGAAGAGCAAAGAGCUCGCUCUGAAACUGAAGGAUAAGGCCAAAGAUGAAGAAGAGCUUCAAAGACAGUUCAACUCUGUUUGGAGCGGCUGGGUUACUGAAUUAACAGCAGAUACAAAACGUGUUGAAGACAUCAACUUGGAACACGAUCAGUUUACAAUCCUUCAAGAACUUGGUUUUGAAUUAUCUCUCAUAGAUGAAUGUAAAAGAAGUGGCAGAUACAAGAGAAUAUCAGAGGUUGGUGAUUAUUCAGAAUAUAUAAACGCAAGUGAACAAAAAUAUCUGGGAACAAUGAUUGAUGCUUUUCAAAAAUAUGCAUUAGUAGAUGCUUUCUCUGAUAAAGAACAACAACAGAUCAGAUUGCUUAUUAUUAAAGCUGAAAAAGAGUCACUUGAUAUAAUCCAAAGCAAACCUUUAGAUACAAGAGGCUACACAUCAACUUACUUGUGUGAAGUGGCCAAUCAUGUGACAGAAAAAGUUCAGAAAUUUCUGUCAGAGAAGAAAUACACUUUGAGGAAGGAGUUUACAGUUGAUCUCUUGCUUCAUGUGUUCUACAGGGCAGAAUGUUGGAUUCUGGAGUCCCACAAAAAAUUCAAAAUGAAUAAUGAUGCAAUCAUUUAUUUAGAAAGCAAGAAAACACAGUUUUACACAGUUUUUAGAAGCUUUUGUAAAGGAAACUGAUCUGCUGUUGUGUUUGGAGAACUGAUCUGUGAGAAGCUGAAAGCAUCUACUCUUGAGGCUGUCUGUAACAAGACUGCCAUUGAUCUUGCUGGAAAGAUGAGGUGUAAUUUCCCAGCAUUCAAUGGGAACAGACUGAACUUGGAGAAACAUGUGUUGAAGUCACUCGCUGAGAAAGAAAAAUUUGAUGAUUUCAUCACAUACAUCACAAAUCCAAGGACACAAACAGAAGCUUUCAUUAAAGCAGAGGUUGAGAAGUACAUCUUCAAAGAUCACAAAGAUGAAGCUGUGAAUGUACUCAAGACCAAUAUUGAUGACAUCAAAACACGCGUGGGUGAAGCACUAUUUACUGCAACAAAAAAGGUCCAAACCUCAAAAGAAGGAGACACCGAUAUGUGGCUGAAUGAAUUUUCUAAUGUCAUAAAGGAUGAGCUGACAUUUGAUAACAUUUGUUCAGAAAACUUCAGUGACAUAAAUAACUUUGAAUUUCUUAAGGAAGAGAUAAAAAAAGGAUUUACAUCCAUCACUGAGGAGAUGAGCAGCCUCUCCCUGGAUAAGCUGAAGGACUCCAGGCAGAAGUCUGAUGAAAUCCUCAUUAAUCAGCUGUGUAACUGCUGCUGGGUGAAGUGUCCAUUCUGUGCAGCUGUUUGUACCAACACCAUUGAAGAUCACAGUCCUGAUGACCACAGCGCCCCUUUCCAUCAACCUCGUGCAGUUGCUGGGGGGAAGUGGAGAAACACAAAUGAAAUGUGCAUUGAUUUCUGCACAACACUUGUUGGAAGUGAUCUUUAUUUUUACCUUGAAAGUUCAGAUAGAAGUGUUCCCUAUAAAAACUAUAGAGAUGGUGGCCCAGAUUUUGCAACCUGGAGAAUCACCUCUGAUGAGUCAAAACUGGCAUACUGGAAAUGGUUUGUUUGUCAUUACAAAAAGGAACUAGAAAGUCACUAUAAAAGAGAAUUCAAGGGCAAAGGAAAGAUUCCUGAUGACUGGAAAACUAUUAAAAAAGAUGAUGCUAUUAAAAGUCUGGAUGAAAUGAGUGAAACAAACUGAAGCCUGAGAUGCUGUCUUUGCCUGAUAAAUGAGGAAAGACAGUUAACCAUUACUUGAAGGUUUAUUUAACUAGUACAGACAUACAUACAGACAAAUGAGCAAAACAACAAGAGUCGUAAUUCAAAAUCACCAUGAUAAUUUGUGGAUUUGUAGAAAGUGUAGAUAAACAAACAGAAAAAAAACUUGCAGUAGGUGAAGUUAAAUGUAUGAUCUAAGUUUAGAGUAUUUGUCUAAAUCUAUGAAAUAGAUCAAGUUUAAAAGUCACUCUUACUGAAAUGGUAUCUUACAGUAAAAUGAAAAAGAACAUCCAGCUAAAACAAACAGUUUCUGAAUAAAUAACAUAUACAUUUUCCCUUUUUUUGUUUUAGAUUGUUGCUCAUACAGUUGUAAAUGAAAAGAUUAUGUAGUUUUUGAUAAAUUUUUUCUUCCAACAUACAAGAAAAAUGUACAUUUUGGGUGUACCAAAGAGUAUAUUUUCACCCAUUUAAGUUUGUGAUGUGUAUUCUUUCAGUCUGACGUUUGAUUUGACAACAAAUUUUAUUAACGAUACUUCUGUAUAUUAAUCAAGUUGCACAAUUACAUUUCUGUAGCUCCAUAAAUAGUUCAUGGUUUUGUUUACCUGAAAACAUUUUUAGGAAAAUGUAAUUGAAUAAAAUUACAUUUUGAUGAGUAGUUUCAGAAAAUUGCUUCUGAAAUGCAUUUGAUUUGUCCUUGUAAUUCUCAUGUGGUGAAUCAAUAUUAAUAGUGUUUUAAUGAGAGAGGGGUUUUUUUUAUUUAUAGAUUUAGAAGAAAAUUUGGUGAUAAAUUAUCUGAAAUGAAUAUUGGUUAUUAAUGUGGAA